Molecule: messenger RNA, 3069 nt
Organism: Sorghum bicolor (sorghum)
Lineage: Eukaryota; Viridiplantae; Streptophyta; Magnoliopsida; Poales; Poaceae
Product: potassium transporter 5
Exons: 9
Coding region: 326-2653 (775 amino acids)
Biological process (GO): potassium ion transmembrane transport
Cellular component (GO): membrane
Molecular function (GO): potassium ion transmembrane transporter activity
Source: RefSeq, a predicted model, not a curated record
AGAUUCACGGCAGCAGGGUUGAAUGAAGACCUUGCCAAGUGACACGAAUGAUAAGACAUAACUGUGUCUGACUUCAUCAACAUGCAGUGAGAUAUCUGUUGGUUACACGAGCAUCCUCAUUCCUCUCUAUCCCCCAACAUGUUCAUACUGGUCACUGAAAAAGAGAGAGCGCCCAUCCAUACUCCAAUAUAUCACAAGUUAGGCACCUAUGACAGCAAGAAAGUAACUGUCUGGCAUCACGCUUGGCCACACCCAGGAUGCCUAUAAAAGCCAAGUUAUGUGAAACUGAGCAAAAGGUCGGCCAGAGCAAGACUGGACCUUCAAGAUGGCUGAACCUCAGCGCACAAACAACAACGGAGCUGCUAAUGGUAAUGCAGACUCUGAAUAUGCAUCAGAGAAACUGCCACCAAAGAGGCUACAGAGAUUUGAUUCACUGCAUAUUGAGGCUGGAAAGAUUCCUGGUGGACCAACACAUGCAGCCAAGGUUGGCUGGGCAACCACACUACAUUUGGCAUUCCAAAGCAUAGGUGUGGUUUAUGGCGACAUGGGGACUUCUCCUCUCUAUGUUUUCUCCAGCACCUUUACAGAUGGGAUCAACAACACAGAUGACCUCCUUGGAGUCAUGUCUCUAAUUAUCUACACUGUUAUUCUCCUUCCGUUGAUAAAGUAUUGUUUCAUUGUACUGCGAGCUAAUGACAAUGGAGACGGAGGAACAUUUGCACUUUAUUCAUUGAUAUCACGGUAUGCUAGGAUUAGCUUGAUACCUAAUCAGCAGGCUGAAGAUGCAAUGGUCUCUCGCUACAAGUUAGAGUCCCCAACAAAUCGUAUCAAGAGGGCUCACUGGAUCAAGAACAAGAUGGAAAACAGUCCAAAAUUUAAGAUCACACUUUUCCUAGUGACAGUCCUGGGAACAUCCAUGGUGAUUGGUGAUGGUGUUCUAACCCCAUGUAUCUCAGUGCUUAGCGCGGUUGGAGGGAUCCAGCAAAAAGCAACAACCCUGACUCAAGGACAGAUUGCUGGCAUCUCAAUAGCCAUUUUGAUUGUCCUCUUUCUUGUUCAGCGCUUCGGCACAGAUAAAGUUGGUUACACAUUUGCUCCUAUAAUCCUGACAUGGUUCAUCUUGAUUGCUGGCAUUGGAGUUUACAAUUUGAUCAAACAUGAUACUAGCGUUCUCAAAGCAUUCAAUCCAAAAUAUAUUGUGGAUUAUUUCAAAAGAAAUGGAAAACAGGGUUGGAUUUCUCUUGGAGGGGUUAUUUUAUGCAUUACAGGAACUGAGGCAAUGUUUGCUGACCUUGGUCACUUCAAUAUGAGAGCCAUUCAGAUUGGCUUCUCAGUAGUACUGUUCCCUUCAGUACUGCUAGCAUACAUUGGACAAGCUGCAUAUCUCCGUAUCUACCCAGAAAAUGUUGCAAAUACAUUCUACAAAUCAAUUCCAGGUCCAUUAUAUUGGCCAACCUUUGUGGUGGCAGUAGCCGCUGCUAUAAUUGCAAGCCAAGCUAUGAUAUCUGGUGCAUUUGCAAUUAUUGCACAGUCGCAAGUUCUAGGUUGCUUUCCACGGGUUCGUGUGACUCACACAUCAACAAAGUUUGAAGGACAAGUCUACAUCCCGGAGAUCAACUAUGCAUUGAUGAUUUUAUGUGUAGCUGUUACAGCUAUUUUCCAAACAACAGAAAAGAUUGGAAAUGCAUAUGGUAUUGCUGUUGUUUUUGUGAUGUUUAUAACAACACUUCUGGUCACCUUAGUAAUGACUAUGAUAUGGAAGACAAGUCUGCUAUGGAUUGCACUCUUUCCAAUAAUAUUUGGUGGAGCAGAGCUCAUAUACUUAUCUUCGGCAUUCUAUAAGUUUACUCAAGGUGGCUACUUGCCACUAGUUUUUGCAGCAAUUUUGAUGUUUAUAAUGGCCACAUGGCAUUAUGUCCAUGUUCAUCGAUACAACUAUGAGCUCCAGAACAAAGUAUCAAGUAACUAUGUAGCAGAAUUGGCCUCUAGGCGGAACCUGGCCAGGUUGCCAGGAAUAGGCUUUUUGUACUCCGAGCUUGUGCAAGGCAUCCCACCCAUACUUCCUCACUUGGUAGAAAACGUACCUUCCAUCCAUUCAGUACUUGUGAUUAUAUCAAUAAAGUACUUACCGAUCAGCAAAAUAGAAACAAAUGAGCGGUUCCUCUUCAGAUAUGUGGAGCCAAAAGAGUACAGGGUAUUCCGAUGUGUGGUGCGCUAUGGAUACAAUGAUAAAGUAGAAGAUCCAAGAGAAUUUGAGGGCUUGCUUAUUGAACAUAUGAAAGAAUUUAUCCAUCAAGAAUCAUUUUACAGCCAAGGUAGAGAUCAUUCAGCAGAAGAAGUAGAAGAUGCAAUUGAGCCUUCUGACAGUGUUCGAGGGGCAACAUUGUCCAAAAGUUUUUCAGAUAGAAGCAUUGUUGUUCCACCAAAUGGGUGCAUGGAUGUGAUCCAAAUAAUACAGAGAGAAAUGGAGGCUGGCGUUGUCCAUAUGCUAGGAGAAACUAAUGUGGUGGCAGGACCAAAUGCGGAUUUAUUGAAGAAGAUAAUAGUUGACUACGCCUACAGUUUCAUGAGGAAGAACUUCAGGCAACCAGAGAAGAUAACAUGUGUCCCUCAUAACAGACUGUUACGGGUGGGAAUGACAUAUGAGAUCUAGGACAAUGUUGGACUUGGUACAGGACCACAAUGAGAACACCCAGGCAGUUAGCUACUUGACAACAGAGUAGGCCUUUUCAUUAUCAAGCCAGGAAAGGCAAACACAAGGAUUGGGGUAGGUGCGGUAAAAUAAACAGCCUAUCAGAGUGAAUUGAAAAGUACGGGAUUGAAGGUUCUAUGUUUAGAUAUGGGGAAACUAAGGGAAAACAAGCAUUUAUUGAGCUCCUGGUGCUAUCUAUCAACUAUCUGUUUUUGAAAACCUGAAACUCAUACCGUUCAGCAUGUUUAGCUAAAUAUUGUAGCAUAUUGGCACAAGGUAAAAUGAAGGGUAAUUUUUCUCCUUCUAAUUUCAAAUCAUUUGUAACAAACUAUGUAUGAAGCACUGUCCUACAGAUUGUAAGUGGUGUUAUAUUGUUA